AUGACCGAGGCUUCUCCAGCUCCUGCUGCUCCGCCCAUGCAACACCAACACCAACACCAACAGCCGCAACCUCCACCGUCUCCAUCUCCAUCGCAGCCGACCUCUGUAUCCGAAACCGCUCCGACGCCAUCCCUACCUUCAAUUUCGUCGCCCUCCGCUCAGUCUGCUUCGCUGCCUGCUGUUCUCGCCGCUGCAACAGCUGUCGCAUCAGUCUCCGUCCACUCACUUGCGCAAAAUCCAGAUGAGCUUCCCCCGCUCCGCCAACCGUCGCCGACCUCGCCGGCGCAUUAUACGUUCGAACAACACCAACAGCAGCAGCAGCACCAUCAUCCUCACCACAACCUCCACCCAGUUACGCCGCCGCUGAGGAAGGACACAUGCUCCUCCAUCUCAACUCAGGCCACUAGCGCUACCUUGGCCUCCACAGAGACCAAUAACACAUCGUACAGUGCCGACACCUCUCCUAACCUGCACCAGUCCAUUUUCUCUAUAAAGGAUGGCACCGACGUCUCUAACAACCGCCGCACGAGCAGGAGACGGACCGGGCCCCUUUCUCAGCAGUCCAGAGAACGCGCUGCACUCAUUCGAAAGCUGGGUGCAUGCAUCGACUGUAGGAGGCGACGAGUCGCUUGCCACCCCAGUCAUCAUAAUAUGACAUGGGAAGACGUCGUAACCAAGUUUCAUCGCUCGCAUAGCCCGACUAUUCAGGAUAUUGCACCUUCCCUCGCCGCUGCCGGCCGACCGCUGAGCCCCGCCCCCGCGAUUGCCAAUGUCCAGGCCUUGUUCCACGAUUCUCAGGAGAUGGAUAUCGAUUCCAGUACUCCUGGCUCUAACCUGCCCGGGCGCCCUCCGUUAAGCGACACUCGAAUUCGUACUCCUUUGCCCUCAGGCCCUCGCCUCGAGAAGUCCCUGUCUUUACCUGGCAUCGAGAGCUUCAAGAACGAUCUACAAUCCAAUGUGGGGCGUAUGCUUUCCACUCCCAGUCGGGAUCGAUACAGUUCCGUGCAGGUUCUGUUCCUAUUUUGGCAAGACGACGAAGAGGUCCCAAUAAUUCAGACCGCAGUCCGGGAGCUCGCUGAGGUUUUUGAUAAGUAUUAUCGCUACAACUUCCAAGUUCAAGCUAUCCCGUCGUCCUCUGACGGCUGCAAAAGCUCAUGGAGGUGGCUAUCAAGGGCGCUCAACGAGUUUGUUGAGGACCGCGAUGAACGUGAUAUGUUGAAAAUAGUCUAUUACGCAGGACAUACAUACCUCGAUGGCAACCGUGAGAUGGUCCUGGCAAGCUCGCGAAAUCCAGAACAAGCCUCAACAAUCCGGUGGGGUGGUAUACAGCAAACUCUCGAAGAGGCUUGUGCCGAUACGUUGAUCAUUAUGGAUGCUGCAUACUACCCAUCUUCCAGAAUGGUUCGACAACAGGGCGUCCUGGAACUGCUUGCAGCUUCGGUAUCAGAAGAGCAUUAUUACGAUCUUGAUCGCUGUGCAUUCACUCGGGCUCUUGCUGAACAACUGCGAGUCCGGGCAGCACGCUUGAGUCCUCUUUCGGCUGCCGAGUUGCAUGCGAAUUUGUUCUCUCAGUACGCCAAAAUGGUCCAAGACAAGUAUCCAGAGAAAGAAGUAUUGACCAGUUUCCCCUCACCGCUACACAUGAUGAUGUCGGGCAACUCGAGGCUUCCGUCUAUCUUUCUUUCUCCAGUGUACCAGAACAGCCCCACGCGAGGAAGUUUCUCUUCGUACGAGAACAGUCCCCAAUUACACUUGUCUAUUCGACUGGACGAUGACAACGUCGACCUCGAGAGCUGGAAUGAAUGGCUGCGACUGAUGCCGGAAGGUAUCAGGGAUGUCAAGGUCGAAGGGCCUUUCCGAGCUACAUUUAGAUGA
Messenger RNA from Fusarium musae, 1875 nucleotides. RefSeq lists its product as uncharacterized. NCBI's taxonomy places the organism in Eukaryota, Fungi, Ascomycota, Sordariomycetes, Hypocreales, Nectriaceae. The transcript has 3 exons. The coding region runs from base 1 to 1875 and encodes 624 amino acids. The record is from RefSeq and is a predicted model, not a curated record.